Messenger RNA from Lolium perenne, 3561 nucleotides. RefSeq names its product disease resistance protein Pik-2-like. Gene Ontology annotation, biological process: defense response to other organism. NCBI's taxonomy places the organism in Eukaryota, Viridiplantae, Streptophyta, Magnoliopsida, Poales, Poaceae. Gene Ontology annotation, molecular function: carbohydrate binding; ADP binding. The record is from RefSeq and is a predicted model, not a curated record.
CACCAUAGCAGCGGCGUAGAACAUCCCUCCGUCAAGAACAGCUAGAGAGCAGCUAGAUAGAAGGCGAAAUCUUAACUAAAUCGAUGGCAAUUGUACAAGGGGCGAUGGAUAUUCUCCUCCCUAAGCUGGCCGAGCUGCUAACCGACGAGUUCAAGCUGCAGAAGGGGCUCAAGGAGGAAAUCGCAUCCCUCAGCCGCGAGCUGGAGAGCAUGCAGGCCGCCCUUGUGAAGAUCUCGGAGGUGCCAGUCGGGCAGCUCGACGGGCAGGUCAAGAUCUGGGCGAAGGAGGUGAGGGAGAUGUCCUACGAUAUCGAGGACAGCAUCGAUAGCUUCACCGUGCGUUUUGGUGCUGUCCAAGAGCCCGCCGAGCCGCUUGGCGUGAUUAAGGGGUUCAUGGACAGGGUGAUGAGCUUGUGGACAACGGCAUUGUCUCGCCGCCAGAUUGCCACGGAGAUCCAGCGCAUCAAAGGCGAGGUGGAGGAGGUCAGCCAACGACGUAAGAGGUACAAGCUUGGCAAGGAGGUUGCCAGGCCAUGUGCUGCAACCACCAUUGAUCCUCGUCUUCCUGCUCUGUACGAGGAUGUGUCCAAGCUUGUUGGCAUCGAAAGGCCAGCAGGAGAAAUUGUCAAGUGGCUGAACGAGGGGGAGGGGGCGUCAAAGCAGCGACUCAAGGUGCUCUCCGUCGUCGGAGUUGGUGGCUUGGGUAAAACGACCCUUGCCAAUACGGUGUACCACAUGCUUCUUGGGCAAUUCCAGUGCCGGGCAUUUGUCUCGGUAUCCUUCACACCAGAUAUAAAGAAGAUAUUUUGCAGCAUACUCCGUCAGGUGAGUGGAGAAGAUUGCGCCAACAGUGAUGAUUGGGAUGUCAAGGAACUUGUGGAUCACAUUCGAGAUUUUCUCAAGGACAAGAGGUACUUCAUCAUAAUUGAUGAUAUAUGGGACCAAAAUGUGUGGGCAAUUCUGAAAGUAGCUUUGAUCGAGAGCAACUGCGGCAGUAGAAUAAUUACCACAACUCGCAAAGUUGAUGUUGCUGAAUCAUGUUGCUAUGGGUUCAAUGGUAGAGUGUAUGAUUUAGCACCUCUUUCUCAUGAAGAUUCCAAAAAAUUAUUCUACAAGAGAAUAUUUCACUACGAAGAUGAACACCCCAUUGAACUUGAAGAGGUAUCUGAGAAAAUACUAAAAAAGUGUGCUGGCUUACCAUUAGCUAUCAUAACUAUAGCUAGUCUUUUGGCUAGUAAACCGACAAAAACAAAUGAACUGUGGUACAGAGUGCUCAAUUCAAUUGGUUCUGGACAUGAAAAUAGUCCUAGUGUGGAGAACAUGAGAGGGAUUUUAUCUCUUAGUUAUUCUGAUCUACCUCCUCACCUCAAAACCUGCUUGCUAUAUCUAAGCAUAUUCCCGGAAGAUCAUAUGAUUAAUAGAGAUAAAUUGAUAUGGAGAUGGAUAGCAGAAGGUUUCAUUCAUGAGAAGCAAAGGGGAAACUUAUAUGAACAGGGAGAAAAUUACUUCAAUGAGUUGAUUAACCGGAAUAUGAUCCAGCCUGUUGAUACUGACACACAUGGUAGUGCAAAAACUUGUCAUGUACAUGAUAUGGUACUAGAUCUCAUUAGUUCCUUAGCAACCGAAGAAAAUUUUGUUACUAUACUGGGUGGUCAGCAGCCAUUAUCUGUAGGGGGGAAGAUUCGCCGGUUAUCAUUCCAGCAGAAGAAGGGAGAGCACACUAUGACAGAAACACCAAUGGACUUGUCCCAUGUGAGGUUACUUUUGGUCUUGAGGUCUGCUAUGGACAUGAUUCCGUCACUGUUGAGCUUCCAGGUUUUACGUGUAUUGGAACUAGAAGAAUGCCAGCAUUUGGAUAGUCAUCUUCUGAAGGACAUUACAAGUUUGCUUCAUCUGAGAUAUCUAGGACUUGGAAGCACAUACAUUACUGAGAUUCCAAAAGAAAUUGGAAAUCUACAGUGGUUGCAGACACUGGACUUGAGGGAGACAAAAAUAAAUGAACUUCCAUCAAGUAUUGUUCAGCUAAGACAGCUGGUACGUCUGUAUGUUUCCAUACGCACCAGAGUGCCCGCAGGAAUAGGAAAUAUGAGAUCUCUGGAAGAGCUUUCAAGAAUCAAUAUAUCCGAGUCUCCAAAGUUGAUGAAAGAGUUAGGCGCCCUGACUGAACUUAGAGUGCUUGAAAUUUGGGCCAAUGUAUGGGACAAGAGCUACGAGGAUCCCAUUGUUGAGUCCCUAAGCAGCCUUCACAAGAUCCAAAUCCUGUCAAUAUUUGCUUCUGAUGUCUCCCUGGAUUUCUUGUCAAAGGGCUGGGUCCCGACAUGUCUCCGUACCUUCUGGGCAUGGGACAGUCCAUUCUCUGUUCUGCCCAAAUGGAUCAAUGAUUCUCUACAGAGCUUGUCCAUCCGAGUCAAGAAAAUACAACAGAAGCAUGUUCAAAUCCUUGGGGGUUUACCUGCACUUCAUUUUCUUGAACUUCUAGUGACAGAACACCCAGAAGAAAAAAUGGUCAUUGGCCUUGAGAAUACAUUCCGGUGUUUAACAGAGUUUGCAUUUGAAUGUAGAGCAGCUGGGCUGAUAGUUGCACAAGGAUCUCUGCAGAGGCUUCAGAGGCUCCGUCUUGAUUUUGGAGUGCGGGAAACAAAAGACCUGUAUGGUGAUUUUGACUUCGGCUUGGAGAACCUGUCUUCAAUUAGGCGUGUCCGCAUUGACAUUGAUUGCGAUGGUGCCCUGGUUUCGGAGGUGGAAUCUCUGGAGGCCGUGAUCAGGAACACAACAAAAUUACAUCUCACCAGUCCUAGUAUCAACAGGCGUCUUGAAGAGGACAUGCUAAAAGAUGAAGACAAGCAAGCUGAUGGAUUAGCAAACACGAAGGAAGAGAAUUGGCCUGCCAAGGUCGGGCCAUGGGGUGGAAAUGGUGGCAGGAAUCGCGACAUCAAGGUGGCACCACAGCGCCUCGAAACUGUGACGAUUCGUAGUGGUUCGGUUGUUGAUUCAGUCGCCUUUUCUUACAAGGACGAAAAUGGUCACCAACAGACCGCAGGCCCGUGGGGCAGUGAUGGUGGCAACAAACAUACGAUUCAGCUUGGUCCCACGGAGUUUGUGACUCAAGUUUCUGGAACAUUCGGCUCAUUUGGUGCCUUGUCCAAUGUUCUGACAUCCCUUACGUUGGUCACCAACUGUGGCAGCUAUGGGCCUUUUGGAAAAGUACACGGAAGUCCUUUCCAGACUACAGUGAAGAGUAAUGGCAGCAUUGUUGGCUUCUUCGGGCGAGCAGGGCAAUUUGUUGAUGCACUUGGUGUUUAUGUUCUUUCUUCCUCGGUCUAGCUCUGUCAGGUUUUCGCGUUUUCAUGCUUGGUGCCAUUUGUAGCGACCGGGAUUAUAAGCACCAUGUAUCCAAGUUGAGUGGGCGACCAAGGAGCUAUAUAUCCAACAUGUGGUUGGUGCCGUAACCUCUUCUUUUGUCGCAUGCUAAGAGUUUGUGCAAAACUUAAUAGUUUUACGUUUGUGGGUUGUGUGCAUAUUAUUAUGCAGAGAUGCAUGGCUUAAUGAAUCCAAUUUUAAA